AUGGAUGGAACGCUCUGCAAUGAGAAAAAGAUGACUCUGUGCACAAUAAGGAGUGCGCCUGCUUCCAGCUUCCAGGCAAGUCAAAUUAUUCUACCACAACAAGGAGAUGCCAGUGUGGGCAAGGUUUUAGGGCAUUCAAGACUGAACGAAGACAGGGAUUGCUUGAAAAACUUGCAUCUCAAGCCGGCGGCCAGCGGGCCUUGGGGCGAGGCCAAGCAGGCGGAUACCUUGCAGAACCUUUGGGAUACCCCUUGCAUAUCCGCCGCGCAGGAUAUCGAAGACUGGACCUGCCUUGAGCCUCACGUGGGCACGGGGACCGGGCCGAUCAUCGCCGAAUCUUCAAACAGACGCAGCGAAACUGCCAUUUGUGCCGAAGCCAUGCCGCUUUCCCAGUGCGAGAAGGGGGCUUCAGGCCGCAAGUGA
Molecule: messenger RNA, 423 nt
Organism: Symbiodinium sp. CCMP2592
Lineage: Eukaryota; Dinophyceae; Suessiales; Symbiodiniaceae
Source: the annotation of a GenBank genome assembly